AUGAACUCUACCGUGCUUCAGGGAGCACAAGACAGAUUCGCAGAGUAUUUUUCUCGAAAUUUCAUCGUUGUUGUUCUUGGGAUUACAAUAAACUUCAUUAAUGGAAUAUUUGUGUUCACAUUUUUCAGAAGUUCAACUUUCUAUAAUGAUCCGAGAUAUAUAUUAUACAUUCACCUGGUUAUCAAUGAUAUGCUCAUGGUUUUUAUGACUGUAGUUCUUUUUGUGAUGGCGUAUGCAUGGCAAAAUGUACCUGUGCCAUUCUGUAUUCUACUGUUAAUAAUAGGUUCAACAACUCAUAAGAAUACACCAUUGACUUUGGCUGGUAUGGCCAUCGAGCGUUAUAUCGCCAUAUGCAAACCUCUGCAUCACUCUCAGAUCUGUACAGUACGCAGGACGUACAUCCUCAUCUCUCUCAUUUGGGGGGUUGGAGUUAUACCCGCGUUGACUGACUUGGUUGUGUUUUCAAUCGUUCUUCCUGUCUCUAUUUUUACUAAAGGUGCACUUUGUAGCUCAGCAAAUCUCUAUAGCACACCAUACCAUAUUGUGAUAAGUAAAUGUACACACGGGGUUUAUACAUCUGCCGUGUGGCUCAUUCUUCUAUUCACUUACGUUAGAGUGCUGGAUACUGCCAAAAGAGCCAAAAGUGAUAAAACGGCUAAAAAGGCCCAGAGCACCAUCAUGUUACAUGGAAUACAGCUUUUGCUCUGUAUGUUGUCUUAUAUCACUCCUCUUAUAGACAGGAUUUAUUUACCACUUAUACCGUCUGAGCAGAAAAAAAUCGCCUUUUUCAAUUAUCUUCUAACAAACAUGGCACCACGACUGCUCAGCCCCCUGAUUUACGGUGUUCGGGAUCAACAUUUGUAUAAACACGUAAAAGGACUUUUCACAUGCAGAAUAUUUAUUGUUAAAGUUAAAGCCACAAAAUAA
Messenger RNA from Triplophysa dalaica, 927 nucleotides. RefSeq names its product odorant receptor 131-2-like. The transcript has a single exon. NCBI's taxonomy places the organism in Eukaryota, Metazoa, Chordata, Actinopteri, Cypriniformes, Nemacheilidae. The record is from RefSeq and is a predicted model, not a curated record. Gene Ontology annotation, molecular function: G protein-coupled receptor activity. Bases 1 to 927 code for a protein of 308 amino acids. Gene Ontology annotation, biological process: G protein-coupled receptor signaling pathway. Gene Ontology annotation, cellular component: membrane.